AUGAAAUGCACGACAAUAUUGGCCGUCGGGGCCACGAUAAUAUCAUUAGCAGAAGGAGCACCGAGGGUGGUCAGCAUCCAGACGCAGAGGAAGACAGUGACAGAUCCACUCAAGCGAGACCAGCUGCGGAGGAGAGGGACGGUAAAAGCCACCCUGGAAAACGCAGAAACCCUCUACUUCAUCAACGCCUCGAUCGGGACCCCAGCACAGCCUCUCCGCCUCCACAUCGACACGGGCAGCAGCGAUCUGUGGGUCAACACAGACUCGUCCUCCUUUUGCUCCCAAUCGCAGAAGCCCUGCGCCGCGUCGGGGACAUACGGCGCCAACCACUCGUCAACAUACGAGUAUGUCGGGUCGUGGUUCAAUAUCUCGUACGUCGACGGGUCAGGUGCGAGCGGCGACUAUGUGACGGACGUCCUUACCGUGGGGGGCACAACGCUGGACGAUUUUCAGUUUGGGAUCGGGUACGAGAGCACAAGUGGACAGGGGAUCCUGGGCAUCGGGUACGAGGUCAAUGAGGUGCAGGUCGGGCGGGCCCAGCUGUCGCCGUACGAGAACCUCCCUGCCAAGAUGGUCUCGGCAGGCGCCAUCAACUCCAACGCCUACAGCCUCUGGCUCAACGACCUCGACGCCAACACGGGCUCGAUUCUGUUCGGCGGCGUGGACACGGACCAGUUCGAGGGCGAGCUGGCCACGCUGCCCGUCCAGGCCGAGGGCGCCAUGUACGCCGAGUUCUUGAUCACCCUGACGAGCCUGCACAUGGACGAUACCGUUGUCGCCUCGGGGGAGGCCCUGCCCGUGCUGCUGGACAGCGGGUCUAGCCUCACCUACCUGCCCGACGCCAUGGUCCAGACCAUCUACAACCAGGUCUCGGCCCAGUACGACUCGUCCGACGGCGCCGCCUACGUGGCCUGCUCCCUGGCCAGCGACGACACCGUCUUCAAGUUCAACUUCUCCGAGCCCGUCAUCUCCGUCGCCAUGAACGAGCUCGUCCUCGACGUCGUCACCUCGUCCGGAAAGAGGCCUACUUUCUCUGAUGGCACGGACGCCUGCCUGUUCGGCAUCGCCCCGGCCGGAACAUCCACCAAUGUCCUGGGCGACACGUUCCUCCGCAGCGCCUACGUCGUCUACGACCUCGGCAACAACGAGAUCUCGCUCGCCCAGACCAAGUUCAACACGACGACCAGCCAUAUUGUCGAGAUCGGCACGGGGAGCAAGGCCGUCCCCAGCGCCACCAGCGUGUCCAAUGCCGUGUCUGCCACAGGCAUCGGCGAGGCCACCUCUACCACGGGCGGCUUUGGACUCAAGAGCGGAGCCCCGCCUAGGCUGCAGGGCGUGGGAAUGACCUCCAUAGGAUUCUCGGAUGAGGGUUGA
Messenger RNA from Cryphonectria parasitica EP155, 1374 nucleotides. RefSeq names its product aspartic proteinase precursor. Lineage: Eukaryota; Fungi; Ascomycota; Sordariomycetes; Diaporthales; Cryphonectriaceae. The transcript has 3 exons. Gene Ontology annotation, biological process: proteolysis. The coding region runs from base 1 to 1374 and encodes 457 amino acids. Gene Ontology annotation, molecular function: aspartic-type endopeptidase activity. The record is from RefSeq and is a predicted model, not a curated record.